Molecule: messenger RNA, 3004 nt
Organism: Sorghum bicolor (sorghum)
Lineage: Eukaryota; Viridiplantae; Streptophyta; Magnoliopsida; Poales; Poaceae
Product: pentatricopeptide repeat-containing protein At4g35130, chloroplastic
Exons: 1
Coding region: 31-2565 (844 amino acids)
Biological process (GO): RNA modification
Molecular function (GO): zinc ion binding; protein binding; RNA binding
Source: RefSeq, a predicted model, not a curated record
UGCCGGCCCAUUUGAAAUGCAACAAGUGCAAUGCAGAAGCAUGCGGCCAGUCUGCAAGUGCGAAUUCCUCCCUGCGACACGUUCCUUCCCUCCUCUCCGUUCCCUGAUUGGAUAAACCGCGAAAGCAAAAACGCGGCACAGAAAAUAUCCCCAUCUCGCUUCCCUCCGCCCCCACCCAUGGCCACGCCUCUCCUCCUCCCCUCCCGCGCAGCCCAUGCCGCCUCCGCAACCACCUGCGCCUCCCAGCACCUCACCGCUGCCACCUCCAAGGAGCCGCCGCCCCGCACUCGCCCAAAGCACGGCGAGGGAGGGGCUUCCCGCCCCAUUUCCAGCUCCGGCUCCCGUCCCAAGUCCCUCAUCCUCUCCCACGUCGCGGCGGGCCGCAUGGACGAGGCCGCGGACGCCUUCGCGGGCGUCACUCGCCCCGGCGCGUUCCUCCACAACGUCAUGAUCCGCGGCUUCGCCGACGCGGACCUCCCGCUCGACGCGCUCGCGGCGUACCGCGCCAUGCUCGACGCCGGCGCGCGCCCGGACCGCUUCACCUUCCCCGUCGUCCUCAAGUGCUGCGCGCGCGCCGGCGCGCUGGGCGAGGGCCGCGCCGCGCACGCGGCCGUGAUCAAGCUCGGCCUCGGCGCCGACGUGUACACCGCCAACUCGCUCGUCGCGCUCUACGCCAAGCUCGGCCUCGUCGGCGACGCCGAGCGGGUGUUCGACGGAAUGCCGGCGCGGGACAUCGUCUCGUGGAACACGAUGGUGGACGGAUACGUGUCCAAUGGGAUGGGGGCCCUGGCGCUGGCGUGCUUCCGGGAGAUGAACGAUGCGCUGCAGGUGGGGCAUGACAGCGUCGGGGUAAUCGCCGCCCUCGCGGCGUGCUGCUUGGAGUCAGCACUGGCACUGGGGCGGGAGAUACACGGCUAUGCCAUCAGACACGGGCUCGAGCAGGAUGUCAAGGUGGGAACUUCUCUUGUUGACAUGUACUGCAAAUGUGGCAAUGUUUUCUUUGCGGAGAAUGUCUUUGCAAAGAUGCCGCUGAGGACCGUGGUGACAUGGAAUUGUAUGAUAGGUGGUUAUGCGCUGAAUGAGCGGCCUGUGGAUGCGUUUGAUUGUUUCAUGCAAAUGAGAGUGGACGGGUUCCAGGUGGAAGUGGUCACUGCUAUCAACUUGCUUACUGCCUGUGCUCAAACUGAAAGCUCACUAUUUGGAAGGAGUGUUCAUGCUUAUGUGGUUCGGAGACAUUUUCUUCCUCACGUAGUGCUUGAGACUGCUCUUCUGGAGAUGUAUGGCAAGGUUGGCAAAGUGGAAUCAUCUGAAAAGAUAUUUGGUCAGAUAACAGACAAAACUUUGGUAUCAUGGAAUAAUAUGAUUGCUGCCUACAUGUACAUGGAAAUGUACCAGGAAGCCAUCGCAUUGUUCCUGGAGCUACUGAAUCAACCUCUUUAUCCUGAUUAUUUCACAAUGACAACAGUAGUACCAGCAUUCGUCUUGCUAGGUUCAAUAAGACAAUGCAAGCAAAUGCACAGCUACAUUGUCAAGUUAGGCUAUGGAGACAGCACUCUCAUUAUGAAUGCAGUUAUGCAUAUGUAUGCAAGGUGUGGCAAUAUUGUGGCCUCAAGGGAAAUCUUUGACAAAAUGCCAGGCAAGGAUGUGAUCUCCUGGAAUACAAUCAUUAUAGGAUAUGCAAUUCAUGGACAGGGAAAGAUUGCAUUGGAAAUGUUCGAUGAGAUGAAGUGUAGUGGUAUGGAACCAAAUGAGAGUACCUUUGUCUCUGUGUUGACUGCUUGCAGUGUUUCAGGCCUGGAGGCUGAGGGCUGGAAGGAGUUCAAUUCAAUGCAACAGGAGUAUGGUAUGAUUCCACAGAUUGAGCACUAUGGAUGCAUGACUGACCUUCUGGGCCGGGCAGGUGAACUCAGAGAGGUGUUGCGGUUUAUCGAAAACAUGCCAAUAGCCCCAACAUCCAGGAUUUGGGGUUCCUUGCUGACAGCGAGCAGAAAUAAGAAUGAUAUUGAUAUAGCAGAAUAUGCAGCAGAGAGGAUAUUCCAACUGGAACACAACAACACAGGUUGUUAUGUUGUUCUGUCUUCCAUGUAUGCUGAUGCCGGGAGAUGGGAGGAUGUGGAGAGGAUAAGAUCUCUGAUGAAGGAGAAGGGGCUCCGAAGGACAGAGGCAAGAAGCCUUGUCGAGCUUAAUAAUAAAGAGUGCAGUUUUGUCAAUGGGGACAUGUCUCACCCUCAGAGUGAGAAAAUUCAUGAAUUCUCUGAUAUCCUAUCAAGAAAUAUCGGAGAAGAUUUAGAUAGCUCAAGUAAUCUCCGCGAUUCAGAUCCUUUUGCAUCAAGCACAACAGUACUUCCAAAUAAGCAUAGUGUAAGGCUGGCUGUUGCCUUUGGUCUGAUAUCAUCUGAGGCUGGGUCCCCUGUUCUUGUCAAGAAGAAUGUGCGUGUAUGCAACCACUGCCAUCAUGCACUGAAGUUGAUAUCAAAAUAUUCGGGACGGAAGAUUGUAGUUGGUGACACAAAGAUAUACCACAUAUUUUCAGAUGGCUCUUGUUGCUGUGGUGACUACUGGUGAACAAGCUAAGAUUUAUGAUGGAAUCCCUGAAUCAAUCAGAUUCUGCUAGACACGACACCUGGAUGCAGAAUGUUCUGAUAGCGCCUGGGAUUUCACAAAACUGACACAAGGCACGAUUGCAGGCUACUACAGCAUGUAUUCAGUUGAGGACAAAUACUGGAGAGACCCAUUCCCAGGUACUCUAGCAGAUGCUCCAGGAAGCAACUUCUGUUUGUUGUUUUCAGACAAUUUGGGGGGAAAUCUAACCCAUUACUGAUUACACGCAUUGGACAAGAACCAAGCACCACUUUUUUGUAGCAAUUGAAAUUAGGAUGAUGUACAGAGUUGUUUUUAACCCUUUAUAUACAAAGUAAAAAUGCAGAGCUGAUUGUAUUCAUUGUACGGCACUCGACACAUCAUUCACGGAUCAAAUGCUAGAAAUCGAAGUGUUCCUCUCUCA